CAAAAAGUCUAAGAUGAAGUCAGAUGCGCAGCUUUUUUUUGUGAAUGAAAGGGGAGAAGGGGGUCUGCUGUUCUGACCCAUGCAGGCGGGCGAAGUAGAGCGCCUGUUGGGCCGCCGUGCCACCGGACACUCCGGACCAUGACCUUGGACAGCAAGCGCAUGGAGGAGACGGAUCUUGACGUAGGGGGACAGACGGAUGGUAGCGACGAUCUGAAGACCACAGGUCUUUCAGUGAUAAAUACGAGUAAUCCCGAGUCUGAGCAAAGCGCUUCAUCCUUGGCUCCUGAAGUGCGGGAGGAGGGAGACUUUGCAGCCCGGCUAAAGGAUGGUCCAGACAGGAGAACCACCUCGGUGAAGCCUCCUUACUCGUACAUCGCUCUCAUCACCAUGGCCAUCCUCCAGAGCCCGAAAAAAAGACUCGCCCUCAGUGAGAUAUGUGAUUUUAUCAGCCAGCGCUUUGCGUAUUAUCGGGAGAAGUUCCCUGCUUGGCAAAACUCAAUCCGUCACAACUUGUCUCUAAAUGACUGCUUUGUCAAAAUGCCCCGGGAGCCUGGGAAUCCUGGCAAGGGGAAUUACUGGACACUGGAUCCCAUGUCGGCAGGUAUGUUUGAAAACGGGAGUUUUCUUCGGCGGAGGAAACGCUUCAAGAGGCAACAUUUCUAUUUGGGGGCGUUGAAGGACUGCAGGGCGAAGGAGCGCAGCCUGAUGCCCGUGUUUCCUCUCCUCGGAGGGCACAGGAUGAGUUCUUGUCUCCAGGCUCCGGAGUUGUACCACGAGCUGGGCUUCAGAAGUCGACUAAGCCCCCACACUAUUCCCAGCACCCCACCUGUAAGCAGCAUCAUACCUGCACUCUCCUCUCUCCUCUCCAACAAUUUCCCCUCAUGUCGAACCUUUGAACAUUUCGACCCGGGACGCUGCACGGCUGUCCCAUCUCUGGCUCCAAACUGCUCGUUCGUGCCUCCUGUCUCGCUGCACGGAAUGAACUACCCUGCUUCUCAGCUCUCCCAUUUCCCCACUGGGAUCCUAAAAGUUUCGUCUAAUUUAAUUUAAUGUAGCUUAAUGACGCCUUUCUUGAAUGGAAUCUUCUUAUUCUUCGACUGAGAAUAAACCCAUGGUAGCCUACAUUAUGUACAAAUACAGUUUUUAAUGCAAACAUGCCUCCAUAUUUGUUUUUGAAUAAGUGAUAUUUUACAGUUAUGUUUGGAAUAGAACGUGGUUGAAUUCACAGUCUGCAAUUUGAAUUAAAUAUCAGAGUUUAUCGUCAUAGACACAAUCAAAUAGCGUCGCUUACGAUUCUUUUACAUUUUGGUUGAUUGUAUUACAUAUUUUCUUUCUCCUUGUUUCUACGAAAUUAAGACUAAAUUGAACUGUAAGAUUUGUGCAAAAGUAUGUGCACUAGAGUUUAAAAGAAGAAGAAAUAAAUCACAAAAGUAGGCUAUUUAUUCCAUAUUCUUAAUAUAGCCAAACUCAACGCAAAUAAUUAGGCCUAUAUACCAACAACAAUAAUGAUAUGCUUUCAAAUAUUUUUUGGGCAACGUUGGCCGUUAAAUUUGUAAAGAUCAGAAUAAAUUACUCUUUUAAUACAAAUAGGCCUACUGUAAUAAAUAAAAAAGUAGGCUAGUAGCCUAUAUGUGAAAUGCAGUUAGACCUUCUUGGAGCCAAUAACAAUCCAAAUGUGCAUGGUAAAUGUUCAACCUAUCCGAUAUGGCCUAUGGAUUUGCACAAACACAGCCUACUUACACUCUAAAAUAAAUGUAAUUUGUGCAAAUGUGA
This is a messenger RNA of Perca fluviatilis (European perch), 1773 nucleotides long. Its product is annotated as forkhead box protein D2-like. Gene Ontology annotation, biological process: cell differentiation; regulation of transcription by RNA polymerase II; anatomical structure morphogenesis. The transcript has a single exon. Gene Ontology annotation, molecular function: RNA polymerase II cis-regulatory region sequence-specific DNA binding; DNA-binding transcription factor activity, RNA polymerase II-specific. Lineage: Eukaryota; Metazoa; Chordata; Actinopteri; Perciformes; Percidae. The record is from RefSeq and is a predicted model, not a curated record. The coding region runs from base 139 to 1050 and encodes 303 amino acids.